Molecule: messenger RNA, 2010 nt
Organism: Thelazia callipaeda (thelaziosis nematode)
Lineage: Eukaryota; Metazoa; Nematoda; Chromadorea; Rhabditida; Thelaziidae
Source: the annotation of a GenBank genome assembly
AUGAGGAUGUAUGAAAAGUUAAAAGGAUGCAUGGUGUCGCAUGUCAUCCAAGAACUUCAAGCUUUGUUGACUUCUUUUGAAUCUACACAACUUUUCUUACAACGCCUCAAUACAUUUUGGCUAGAAUUUUGCGAACAACUGAUCAAUGUCCGUAGUGUAUUUCUGUAUUUGGAUCGGACGUUCAUUUUGCAGAAUGCAAGUGUUAUGUCUUUGUGGGACUUGGGCUUAGAAAUUUAUCGCGAUGAAGUUAUGCACUGCGGACAUGUAAGAAAACGUUCAACCGAAGGACUUUUAAAAAUAAUUGAAGAGGAAAGAGCAGGUGUACAUGUUGAUCGUUUAUUGAUCAGGUCUUUGGUGCGUAUGCUGAUAAGUCUUCGUGUUUAUACAGAUGUAUGGGUUUUUGAGAAGCAGUUUCUUGAAGCAACGAAUACGCUAUAUGAAUCUGAAGGCCGUCACCUUUCACAGACAUUAGAUGUCCCAGACUACUUGAAACAUGUAAAAAAGCGUCUCGAAGAAGAAUCAGAACGUGUCGAUUAUUAUUUGGAUAGUGUCACACGAAAGCCAUUAAUGAUGAUUACCGAAAAAUGUUUGAUUGCUGAUCAUAUGGACUCAUUUAUAAAUAAAGGUCUUGAUGCGAUGCUUCACGAAAACAAACCUGAAGACCUAAGUUUAAUGUAUGACUUGGUAUUGAGAACGAAAAAUGGACUUAAUAUUCUGAAAAAUGUAUUUGUUAUUUAUAUAAAGAAAGUAGGUAGAAGUUUAGUUAUGGAUUUUGACAGGGAUAAAACGCUAGUAUCUGAUUUGCUGAACAUGAAAAGGCGUCUGGAUAAUGUUGUAGACAGUUGUUUCCAAAAAAACGAAAAAUUUAUCCAAGCAGAAAAAGAUGCAUUCGAUUACUUCAUCAAUACUCGACCAAAUAAACCAGCAGAGCUUGUUGCUAAAUAUAUGGACGUCAAGCUACGGAACGGAAACAGAAGUGUCUCAGAAGAGGAAAUGGAAAGUCUCAUGGAUGAAGUUAUCGUGCUGUUCAGGUUUAUACACGGCAAAGAUGUUUUCGAAGCAUUCUACAAAAAAGAUCUUGCCAAAAGAUUAUUACUCGGAAAAAGCGCAUCAGUUGAUGCAGAGAAAUCUAUGCUGUCGAAAUUAAAACAAGAAUGUGGUGCUGCAUUUACUACGAGGUUAGAGGGGAUGUUCAAAGACAUAGAAAUUUCGAAAGAUCUUGGAGUAGCGUUCAAACAGCAUUUGGAAAGUAAUGAGACUGAUGGAACACCAGUAGAUCGUCGGACGAGUGAGAUAGAAUUUAAUGUAAAUGUUCUAACUAUGGGUCAUUGGCCUACAUAUGAGUAUAUGGAUGUUGCAAUUCCUCCAGUUUUGGCGGUAUAUCAAGAAGAUUUUCAGAAGUUUUAUUUCUCCAAACACAGUGGUCGGAAACUUCAGUGGCAACAUAGCUUGGGUCAACUCAUAUUGCGUGCUCAAUUCAGUGUUGUGAAAGAGCUGCAAGUUACGAUGUUUCAAGCUUUAGUGCUUCUCUUAUUUAAUGAAAAAGUGGAGUGGUCAUAUGAGGAAAUUCUCUCAACUACGAAAAUCGAAAAAAAUGAGCUAAACAGGACCAUGCAAUCGUUGGCAUGUGGAAAAUUUCGAGUUCUUAAAAAGUCACCACGUAACAAAAUUGUAAAAGAUGCUGAUAUUUUUACGUUCAAUCCAGACUGCAGUGAGAAAUUAUUCCGAAUACGCAUAAGUCAAGUGCAAAUGAAGGAAACAGAAGUGGAACGUGCUCACACAGAAGAAGAAAUAUAUCAAGACAGGCAGUAUCAAAUUGACGCUGCAAUUGUGCGUAUAAUGAAGACCCGGAGAACACUCGCACAUCAGUUGCUUAUUUCAGAAUUAUUCAAACAACUCCGUUUUCCAGUAAAACCAAUCGAUUUGAAGAAGCGUAUCGAAAGUCUAAUUGAACGUGAAUAUAUGUGCCGUGAUCAGGAUGAAGCUAAUAUUUAUAAUUAUCUUGCGUAG